AUGAACCCGCAAAGGUUUUCGGACCAGGGACUCGCGAGCCAUAACCAUCUUGCACCCCCUGAGCUGUCUUCUGCGAUUGAGGUCAGCAGUCAAACAGCAACUGUUAUUCAAGACACGGCAGAAUAUUUCCCCCUUUCAAGGCUCCUCGAUGACGGCGAUAUUCUAUUGCUCCUAACCCCGGCAGUCGCUCCUGCUCAUGCCCCAUCCAACGCCAAAACCGACCAUCUGACCAGUGACCCCUUUGAACCGCUCGGAAAGGCCUUAGCGAAAAUACACCCGUGGGUUCGGCAGGUUCCUUACACGCCCAAAAACGGGAUAACUGGGACUCACGCCGUGCACAUUAAGCUAGCGAAAUCCGUUGUCUUUGUUAUCUCAGGUCCUCCCUGCUUUGGUCAAACUCCACAGGUCUCACUGGCUGAGACGGUACGAUCGCUGUGUGAAAGUCGAUCGCUAAUAUUGUUGGCAUGCUGCAACGUUAGGUGGCUAGGCCCUCUAGAAUGCUCAUUUCCAACAGUCGUUCAGACUUCUGGCUUCAGUCCCUCAGAGCUCAAAGCCGCGGCCGAUACCAUGCUUGGGAGCGUCAAGCAGCCACAUACAGCAGGAGGGCCAAACGUCCAGAAUCUCAUCUUAGCGCCAAAAUCAUGGCAAGUUGAGGCAUGGAACGAGCAUCGUGAUGUCCCCCCUGCUUAUGAGCUGUGGUGCCAGUGCUUUCCCGACAACUUUCGGCUUACUCGGUUUUUAUUCCAAUCCCUUCUCUGCCGCGAUGGCUACGCGAUGCACUACGUGGUUCGCGAGCCAGGGACCACCCAGCUACUGGGAUUCUGUGCUACUUAUACCACAUACAUUGGCAGCGACUCGGAAAGAUUGGUUGGCUCUCUAGCCGCUCUGUUUGUUCGACCGUCCUAUCGACAAAGGGGCAUUGGGCUGAGUUUGCACGACCACGCUUUGCGCCAACUAAGAAAGACCCGCGGGGUCAGCCGUCUACAGCUCGGAAGCACAUUUCCACGUUUGUUCUACGGAGUUCCAAUGGACAACCCCUCGGAGGACUGGUUCUCUCGCCGCAACUGGCCCGUCAGGCCUCAGUCCAAGUCCAUGCUACCGGGCGCUGGGCAGGAAACGUGCGACUGGUUGCUUGUGUUUGACGACUGGCCCACGACGGCAACGAUGCAUUCGGGACUAAAGUUUCGGCCAUGUGAGUUUAGCGAGUACCACAUGGUAAUGGAAAUAGUGGAGGGGGAGUCGAGGGAGAAGGACAACAUGGGGUGGUACGACCAAUACGCAAAACUGGAGGGCACCGUAAAUAUCGAGGAUAUCGUGCUGGGGCUUGAGGGACAAACUAUUGUGGCGGUGGCCUUGACGUACGUCAAGAACACUGGAAGUCCAGUUUUUGAGGAUCUACCGUGGGCCGGAAUGAUUUCAGACGAUGUUGGCGGAGUCACAUGUAUCUGCAUAUCAGAUCAAAAUCGUAGUGUGGCAAAAGGGAGAGAUGCAAUCAUGCUGAGGCUUCUCGACAGUUGCGUCCACAGAUUUGCCCAGCAAGGAUUGAAAAAGAUGUUCAUUGACGCCAUGAAAGGAGGUGAUGAAGGUUUUCAAUCCAUGGGUUUCCAAAAGUGGGCGAGAUACAGAGAAGUCUGGCGUGAUGUUUAA
This is a messenger RNA of Sordaria macrospora k-hell, 1647 nucleotides long. RefSeq lists its product as uncharacterized. Gene Ontology annotation, molecular function: acyltransferase activity, transferring groups other than amino-acyl groups. Lineage: Eukaryota; Fungi; Ascomycota; Sordariomycetes; Sordariales; Sordariaceae. Gene Ontology annotation, biological process: peptidoglycan turnover. The record is from RefSeq and is a predicted model, not a curated record.